AUGGCUGAUACACAGAAAACCCAUCUGAACGGCAGUGGCCUUCACUACUCCAGCAGCAACAACUGCAAGGAUAUCUCUGCGCCGCCAGUCGACGAGGAAACGCUAUCUCGCCUGGAAAGCCUUAUGAACGAAUUCUUCUACCCAAACACGAGCAAUGAACGUAAACGACAGAUCGAGUCGAUCCUUUCUGAGUUUAGUUCAAUGCCAAACUCAUGGCAGGCAUCGUUUCUGUACUUUGAGCUCUCAAGCAAUGAGUACACCCAAAUGUUCUGCCUAACUGUGAUCGAGACCUUCAUCAACCAACGCUGGCACACGGUGCCUAGUGACAUGCGAGCCACAUUUCGAAAUUCACUUUGGAAUCAUCUCAUGGAACACCAAGCUCAGAUGACCAAUCCAAUUCGGAAUAAGUUUUGCAAGAUAAUGGUUUCUAUUGCGCGCUUCGAUUGGCCUUACGCUUAUGCUGACUACAUGACUAAUGUCCUCGAACUGCUCACGCCAGAAAACGUUCACAACAUUGCACAUUCCUCUACCCAUAGCCUCAUUCUGCUUAGUCUUAAUCUGCUCGGCAUGACCGUCGAAGAGCUUACCUCUCCCUCCUGCAACAACCACUUUUCUUCGAACCGCCAAGUGGAGCUGAUCAAACUAGUAGAGUCCAAUUUACCCGCCAUGUUGCACUCACUCACUGCACUUCUCGAGGUGAUCAUUUCUAAGCAAAUAAACUUCAUUUCCGCCACUCCUCCGCCUUCACCUACCAGUAGUCCGUCUAGUACGUUUGGAAAUCUCAACAAAGGUAUGCCUAUUCAAGAUUAA
Molecule: messenger RNA, 810 nt
Organism: Rhagoletis zephyria (snowberry fruit fly)
Lineage: Eukaryota; Metazoa; Arthropoda; Insecta; Diptera; Tephritidae
Source: RefSeq, a predicted model, not a curated record